This is a messenger RNA of Ictalurus punctatus (channel catfish), 5773 nucleotides long. RefSeq names its product disintegrin and metalloproteinase domain-containing protein 12. Bases 257 to 3130 code for a protein of 957 amino acids. The transcript has 23 exons. NCBI's taxonomy places the organism in Eukaryota, Metazoa, Chordata, Actinopteri, Siluriformes, Ictaluridae. The record is from RefSeq and is a predicted model, not a curated record. Gene Ontology annotation, biological process: proteolysis. Gene Ontology annotation, molecular function: metalloendopeptidase activity.
ACGCGCGCGUUGGUGACAUCCAGCGGCGCGUUUGCUGCUCUGUGUGUGCAGAAGUGUUGAUUGGCAGUGCGCACGCGCUCUGAAGCUCAGCAUUGAGCCUUGGAGGAGUGCGCGGUCUCCAGUAGUGUCGGAUCAGAUGUUCCUGAAGUUCAGCACAUCAGCUGUUGCUCUGUAUGUGAUGGUGCCGUGAUAUCAGUCCGAUCUGGCCCUGGUCAGCCCGCUUCGGUCCGGGUCAGAUCAGCCUCUCACCGGCAGCAUGGCAUCCGGAGUUGAGCUCGCGCUCUCGGCUCUCCGCGUCGUGAUGAUGCUCGCGGUCUGCUCUGGUGACAGUCUGUUUAAUGAAGCAAAUCCAACCAAUCAGCUGGGGCCUUUUGGUAAAGUGGAACGCUAUGGCUCUACAGAACCGUGGCUUCUCAUCGGUGGGCAGAAAAGAUCAAUCAGCCUUUUGCCAUCAAUGGGACAUCCUGCAUCACUGAAGCUCCAGAUUGAGGCGGAAGGCAAACAGCUGCUGCUCAUUCUACAAAAAAAUGACGGGCUUUUUGCCAGUCACUACACAGAAACACACUACCUGGAUGGAGGGAUGCCCAUCACCACGUCACCCAGCUCCAGAGUAAACUGUUACUACCAUGGAGAGGUGAAGGGCUAUCCGCAAUCCGACGUCAUCCUCAGUACCUGCACAGGACUCAGAGGGCUGAUCACACUUAAAGAUAAAGUGUUGGUGCUGGAGCCAGCGCAUAAGCCCAACAGCACUCUACAUCAUGUCUUUAGAGGAGAGCAUCUGACCUUGAAGCAGGGGACAUGUGGACAUGGACACAAUGUCUCCUAUACUACAGGACUCUCAGACACUAAUGGGGGCUUCUUCAGCUCGCAUGGUAACAGGUACAAAAGACAAGCUCAGAGCAGCACUAAAUAUGUUGAACUGAUCAUUGUAGCAGAUAACCGAGAGUAUCAGAAACAGGGCAAGGAUCUGGAGAAAGUGAAACAGAGGCUGGCUGAGAUCGCCAACUAUGUGGACAAGUUCUACAGAGCACUGAAUAUCCGUGUGGCCCUGGUAGGCUUGGAGGUGUGGAGUGACUCAGACAAAUGCCCUGUCUCUCAGGACCCAUUCACCACACUGCAUGAGUUCCUGGACUGGAGGAAACUCAAGCUUUUACCACAAAGACCACAUGAUAAUGCCCAGCUUAUCAGUGGGGUGUAUUUUCAGGGCACCACUAUUGGCAUGGCUCCCAUCAUGAGCAUGUGUACGGCCGAGCAGUCGGGGGGCAUUGUCAUGGACCACUCUGAUAACCCCCUUGGAGCUGCAGUUACUUUGGCUCAUGAGCUGGGACACAACUUUGGAAUGAACCAUGACACACCCGAGCGGGGGUGUGGGUGCAGGGUGACAGCGGACAGAGGCGGCUGCAUCAUGACUCCUUCAACUGGGUACCCCUUCCCCACUGUGUUCAGUUCAUGCAGUAAGAAAGACCUGUUGGUGAGUUUGGAUAAGGGAGUGGGUAUGUGUCUCUUCAACAUGCCUGAGGUGAAGGUGCUCUACGGAGGACAGAAGUGUGGCAAUGGAUACGUAGAAGAGGGGGAGGAGUGUGACUGUGGAGAUCUCGAGGAAUGUAUGAACCCAUGCUGUAACGCCAGUACAUGCACUCUGAAGUUGAAUGCAGUGUGUGCACAUGGCCAGUGUUGUGAAGACUGUCAGCUGAAGCCUGCAGGUACACUGUGCAGAGAGUCCGCUAACUCAUGUGAUCUGCCGGAGUUUUGCACAGGUUCUGACCCUCACUGUCCCUCUAACGUUUACCUGCACGAUGGUCACAUGUGUCAUGGUGUGGACGGACACUGCUACAAUGGCAUCUGCCAAACACAUGAACAGCAGUGUAUCACACUCUGGGGUCAAGGUGCAAAGCCAGCUCCAGGCAUCUGUUUCGAGAGGGUGAACUCAGCAGGAGACCCAUAUGGCAACUGUGGAAAAGACUCCAAGGGCUCAUUCGCUAAAUGUGAAGCACAAGAUGCUAAAUGUGGGAAGAUCCAGUGCCAGGGCGGGGCGAAUCGGCCAGUAAUCGGAACUAAUGCAGUUUCCAUAGAGACCAACAUCCCGCUGCCGGAAGGUGGCCGUAUCCUGUGCCGGGGGACACACGUGUAUCUGGGUGAUGACAUGCCUGACCCAGGGCUGGUACUGACUGGAACCAAGUGCGGCAACAACAUGAUGUGUCUGAAUCGGCAGUGUCAAAACAUCAGCGUGUUUGGCGUCCAUGAGUGUGCGGCUAAGUGCAGCGGACGUGGGGUGUGUAAUAAUAAAAAGAAUUGUCACUGUGAAGCACACUGGGCUCCCCCUUUCUGUGAUAAAGCUGGAUUUGGAGGCAGCGUGGAUAGUGGACCAGUGAGACAAGCAGAUGGGGAGAGUAUAAAAGUGGGCAUCGUGGUAGCAUUCCUGUGUUUGCUCUGCGUGGCCAUGAUCGUCUGCGUUAAGAGGAAGACUCUGGUCGGCCUUUUCAUCAAUAACAAGAAAAACAACAUUGAGAAGCUAAGGUCAGUGGGACCAAGCAGGCUGAUCAGUCAAGGACACACCCUCUCAGCCCCUGAGACACAAGCACAGUCCUCAUGCAGAGCAUCAUCUCAUUGUCAAGCUCCAGCCAUACCACAAAGUAGCAGCAUAUAUAAGCCCCAGUGUUCUCGCCCGGUGUUGAACUCUGUUGUUGGAUCUCACACUCUCCGUGCUCUGCCCCAGUGUUCUCCACUCCACCUGAGCCCACUGUUACCGUUGCCCUUUGCCCCACCAACCCAACGUGCACCUCCACCACCCCUGCCACACACACCAUCACCCUGUCACAGAGAUCCUCCAGCACUGCACACACACUCCAACCUCCACACUCCAGCACGCGGAGCCUCCCUCCUCACCUUAAGCUGCCAGAACACCUGCAGGAUGGCCAUGGAGUUAGAGAAGCCAAGCCCGCCUCAGAAGCCUUUACCUGCUGACCCGUUGGGACGGAGCUCUCGACUGGGACGAAGCCCCCUAGCAGCACAUUUCCCUGCUUCCAGCUCAACCCCGCCCAUUUUACAGUCCAGCAGACCGCCUCCUAAGCAGCCCCCCACAUUGCCAAAGCCUCAGUUCUUCACAGGAAUGAAGAAGCCCUGCAGCUGAGACAGAAGCCUUUGAGACCUGUGGUUCAAUCCUUUUUGCACUAAGAAACUCUGCUGGUCCUCAUGAACAGUGUGUCAUGACGGUCAUGAUGGCUUGAUGGUUCGAUCCCUCGGUGCUACGCCUCCCUCCUUCAACGGUGCUAUGAGUCAACACUCAGGUACACAUCGUACAUUAUUUAUGUUCAUCAAAAGUGUAUUUAUUUCAACAUUGUGUCAACAUUUUUUGUAGCAUUAUGCCCUGAUUUGGAUUGGAUAUUGAACUGCGUAAUGAGUCGAGUACUAGCAUGAUUCAGCAGUAUGGAGGGAGGCACUAAAGAGAUACUCUAACCUGUGAAAAUAAACUGAAGACUGUAAUGUUGGUGCUUUUUAUGCUAGAACUGGAACGGGGGGGAGUGUUUAGACGGGAACAGAUGUGCUCUGUUGCUGCAUAACAUAAUGUGACAUAGUCGUAACAUAAGGGUGACAGACUCAUCUCGGACCACCAUAUUGGGAAAGUUUGUGUCUGUGCAGUGAAGACAGCCAGGGGUUCCCCUUUCUGACACCAUACACUCUUGUUCAUAUAGACACACCUGUAGAGAACUUGAGAAACUAUACAUGGAUUUUCAUGGUAGGCUUUAAAGAGUACUAGAUUUGACUGUUGGAAGUCAGUUUAACAUAAUACACUGGUGUUUUUCCAAUAUAAUCCCUAUCUACUGCAAUUGGAGCAUACAGUUGAGAUCACGCGUUUACAUACGCCUUGCAGAAUCUGCUAAAUGUUCAUAAUAAUAAAAAAGAGAGAGCAUACAUUUCACAUAACAGAUGUUUAUAUAUAGUCCACAAGACACAAUAAUGAACCAGUUCAAAAGUUUACACACGCUUGAUUAUUAAUACUGUGUUGCUACCUGGAGGAUCAACAACUAUGUUUAUGUUUUGUGAGCGUUGUUCAUGAGUCCCUUGUUUGUCCUGAGCAGUUAAACUGCCCACUGUUCUUCAGAAAAAUCCUCCAGGCCCUGCACAUUCUUUGGGCUUAUAGCGUCUUCUGCAUAUGUGAGCCCUUUCCAACAGUAGCUGUAUGAUUUAAAAAAUUUUGUCAUUAAAGAUUUAUAUCCGUUGAAGUCGGGCGCAUGGUGGCACCUCACACCUCCAGGGUUGGGGGUUCGAUUUCUGCCACGGCCCUGUGCGGAGUUUGCAUGUUCUCUCCGUGCUGCGGGGAUUUCCUCCGGGUACCCCGGUUUCCUCCCCCAGUCCAAAAGACACGCUUGGUAGGCAUGUCCAAAUUGUCCAUAGUGUAUGAAUGGGUGUGUGAAUGUGUGUAUGUGAUUUGUGCCCUGCGAUGAAUUGGCGCUCUGUCCAGGGUAUACCCUGCUUUGUGCCCGAUGCUCCCUGGGAUAGGCUCCAGGUUUCCCCGUGACCCUGAAGGAUAAGCAAUAUAGAAGAUGGAUGGAUUUGUUGAAAUCAAAACAAUAAAAGUCUUAGAAUGAGAUAGACAUGAAAGUACUACCAAAGACACUCUUGUGAGUUUUAUCGAGCUUUCCAACACUGGAGAAGUUCCGGUCAUCACUAAUCUGUUGAGGUAUUUCCAUGCUUAAAGCUGAGCUGUAUUAACAAGUGCCCUUACACGUCUAUUAUAAGUAUAUUUUGAGUACCAAGUUUUCUUUUUCUUCUCAGCACAGGGAAAUUUUCUCAGUACAAGGCAACGUGUCGAAAUUACUAUCUGAAAUAUGCUACGGAUGUAGUUAAUAGAGAUUAGGUCGGAAAAACACCAGAGUAUUCCUUUAAAAUAUAAAAUUUUUAAUAAUCCCUCUUAUUUGAAUCCUCUCUCCCAGUGUGCCUGAAUAAUAUAAAGAGGUUUGCUUCACUGUUUAUGGUUGGUGAAGCUUACAGGAGGUGACAUUAAGACAUUUACACAGCAAGACCAUGAAAAUCAGUGAAAGGAUUUGCAGUGUUUUUAGAUUAUGAUCAUAUAAAAACUUGACAUCUGUAGCAAACUGGAGUGUGUACCCCAGGGAACUAUUUCAGCUGUGACAGUGUGUGUUUUCACUGAGCCUACAUUUAUUUGAAAUCUAGACAAUGUAGAGCUUUAUAUAUAUUUUUUAAUACUUAGCACGUACCAUCAUGUUACUGUGUUCUUGGCUUGCUUUUGUGUGAAAUAUGUUGUUUUUAAUAACCAGUGGGUGUCCACAGCAGUCACUAGCAUUUUUUGUUUUUCUUUUCACAACUGCUUAUAAAAUGGAUUACAUCAAGUGAUAUUUUUAGCUGUGUUUUCACUCCUACACUCGUAUAACUAAUACACCAGUUCAGUUUAUGAUUUAAGGAUUUAAAGUCUGAGAAUCUGUGCAAGUCUAGAUUCUUUUUUUUUCAAUGGUAAUCAUGGAGCACUAUAGUAUGUUAAUCAUAUUGCUUGUCUUGUUAUGCAGUCUGUAUUUCUGUAGUCACUUUUUUUUUUUUUAACCAUUUUGUAACUGUACACUUGUAUCAGUAUUUCUACACGGAGAAAUAAAAUAUGAUAUUCACUUUCUUUAUUUUGCUCAGUGACUGCGAACACGAACACAUUUUGUACGAUAACUCUUUGAUAAAUCAUAUGUGGUGGGGGUGGAAGUGUAAAUAUCAGUGUUUUGAUUACAAAUUAUGAACCAGCGUUAAAUAAAGUUGUCUAUGAAAAUGA